AUGAGUACGAUCCCAAAUUUUUCUCCUCUAACCCUACCUACUGCCUCACGCAAAAAUGGCCCCAAUACCACUGUUGUUAACGCAAAUAGCACAGCCAGCAACAUUGUCAUCAUGCAGUUUAACCAUGCCUAUCAAUUACCCAUCAAACUUGUCAGCAACCAUAACUUCACCACCGGGAAGGCACAUGUGUCUAUGCUUAUACACGGACAUAACCUUUUUGGUCAUCUUGAUGGCACAAUUGUUGCUCCUCUAAUCACACUUACAACAAAAAAUGAAAGCACUCCGAAUCCAGCUUAUACGAACUGGUUUCGACAAGAUCAGUUUGUCCAAAACGCCAUCUUAGCAUUGGUGGAACCUACACGUGCAUCAACUGUUGCAACAGCUACAUCGGCACACAAAGCUUGGGAAUCCCUGCACACUACCUUCACCAAUAAAUCACAUACAAGAAUUAUCAGUCUCCAAGAUCAACUAGCUCGUAUUACCAAUGAUUCUAGGCCUGUUACUGACUAUUUACGUGACAUACAUUCAAUUGCUGAUGAACUUGCAAUCGGUGGAGCACCAAUCACUGAUGUGCAACUUACUGUGAGAAUCCUCCAAGGCCUUGGUACUGACUAUAACACUAUCUUGAUAGCCAUCCGAUCACGUGAAACAUUGAUCAUUUAUGAAGAACUUUAUGAGAAACUUCUUGAUCAUGAGAUCUUUCUUAAGCACGAAGAAGCCCAACUCACACCACAUAUUACUGCUGCAAUUGCUCAAAGAAACAAUCAAGCACCUUCAAAGAAUAACAACAACCAAAAGCAGGUAGGUAAUACCUCACAAGGUAGCCAACAAUGGCGUUCCCAGACAGCCCGAGACUCAUCAAAUACCCAGCAGUGGCGCUCUUGUCGAAAUCAGCAGCCCCAAAACAGUGACAAUUUCCUUCGCUAUCAACUCUGUGAUCGCCUCGGUCACUCUGCCUAA
Molecule: messenger RNA, 960 nt
Organism: Solanum tuberosum (potato)
Lineage: Eukaryota; Viridiplantae; Streptophyta; Magnoliopsida; Solanales; Solanaceae
Exons: 1
Coding region: 1-960 (319 amino acids)
Source: RefSeq, a predicted model, not a curated record